AACCGUUUGGUAGGCCUACAAAAGAAAAUAGUUACAAACCGCCUUAAAAAACCCCAUAAUUGGGCCAAAUGCGGUUUUAAUGAAGUAUUUUAAUUAUAGUAUCCUGGCUCACAUAGUAGCGGCAAAGACCCCGCAUUCCUAAGGCGACGACGUGAAAAUCACACAAUUUUUGCGGCAAAGCGACGUCAAAUUUCAAAAGGGGAAAACUAAGAUUCGCCGACGGUUUGGAAACGACCUUCCAGCGACAACACGACGGCAAGGGACGAAUGGCUGCGGCAGAGAACGUUUCUAGCCAGCACUCGAAUGGAGAAGCUACAUACUUUCUUACUUGUGAUGAUGGUUCAAAUGAGGAUGAGCCCACUCACCAAGAAUCACCAGAUGAGGAGUCCAAUCAAGAAGGAUCACAACAAAUACAUCAUAAGUAUUUAUACAUGCCACUAAGGAGCGCCAAUAAGACCAAAAAGGCUGAGAAGUCCUCUAGGAGGAAGAAGAAUGAUUGGUCCAUCCAAGAUUCCGCUGCUGAACUAGACCUGAUAGAGUGGUACAAAGACAAUACAUACCUGUGGCUCAUCACAGACCAAGCUCAACGCGGCAGGAAGACCAAAGCCCUGGAGGACAAGGCCAUGGAGUUGGGGCUCACUGCUGAACAUAUAAAUGCAUGGUGGAAAAGCAAUCGUGAUAACUACACCAAACUGAGCAAGAAAAAAAGUGGUGUAAAGCUGACUGACCUGACGUAUAAACAGAGAUGGAUCCUCCAGAAAUUUGCGUUCCUCAACCGGCGACCGAAAAUGAUUGCUGCCCUCGCACAGCAACACCCUGGUGAUCUUCAAGCUGUUGAAUCGGCCACUGCUGAGGAGGGCCAUUCUCAGCUCACUGCUUCCUCAUCCAGGCGUAAUGCCAAGUCCAGAUCGGAGGAGGCUGACUUCAAAGAAGAACUUUUCAGGCGUCUGGAAGAGAGCCCAGGAAUUACUGCGGGCAAGAUGAAAUCAGCAUCUACUUUUGAAGAUGACUAUCUGACUCAAUGGGGAAGAACUGUGGUCGCUUCAAUGAGGAGGAUGUCAAAGAGGAGGCGGAGAGCUUGCCGAAGGGAUGUAGAUAAUCUUCUCCAUAAAUACAGCCCCACCUCCUCUGAGGAUGAUACUUAUUCUCCACCGAGGAAGACUGUGCCGCCACUUGAGACUGCCUCCCCCUGUACCUUCGUGUCUGAGAUGGGUAUGGGCACGUCUUUGUCUUGAAUGGCCUUUACUUGUUCUCCUUCUGAGAAGAAACCUUUGUAAUUGUAGUAAAGACUUCGGCUUCCUUGAGGCUUCUUGACGGCAAAAUGCUUUUGGGGAAGUUUCAUUUCCACAAAGUCGACGGCUCUGGGACACCACUGAUAGGCCUGUGUGUGGAGUCAUCACUUGAGCAGCAUAUUCAUCUCAUUAGAUGGCCUGGCAGACUUCUCAGACAACAACGGAGAGGUUGUUGUCAGUAACUUGUCAUGCAAUAUUGAAUAUCCUUAUACUUGGCUCCGGACGCCAGGUGUCUCAGAGUGGAGGACAGCUUGAGACAUGGCAGUAGUGGCUCAUUGUACUGCAAUGAAUGCGGUGUUCAACACGUGCUAGGAUUUCAUCAGACAUCUCUGUAAAUUUCUUGAAAGCUGCCCGGUCUUCAUUGCAGAGUUCGACAAGGGCCCUCUUGUUCUCUAGACUCUUCUCGAUAUUGAUGGUCCGGACAUCCUUGCUGAUCUUCAAAGGCUAUGGCCAAGGCAUACUGCAGCCUGUAGCUCCGUCCUCCAUGACGAUGAAACCACUUUGACAAAGAAACAUUUUCUUUAAAUAUAAACUUCAUCAUUGCAUCGUGCUGGACAGUCUAUUGAAAUCAAACUGACGUCACGAAACAUGACAAAUCGCACUUAAGGUUUAAAAUCAGGGACCAUCAUUGCAAAAUUGUAACCCAUUGCAGACCACUUACAAAAAGCCAAUUUUUUUUCAAAUCGGGGCAGUAACAUUUUCAAGAAAACACCAACAAAGAUGAAAUAUUUUGUGCAAGUUUUG
Asterias rubens (European starfish) is the source of this 2036-nucleotide messenger RNA. RefSeq lists its product as uncharacterized. The transcript has 5 exons. Bases 267 to 1235 code for a protein of 322 amino acids. Lineage: Eukaryota; Metazoa; Echinodermata; Asteroidea; Forcipulatida; Asteriidae. The record is from RefSeq and is a predicted model, not a curated record.